AUGUCUACAGCUUCGAAAGUAACUCUUUUGAGCACCGUCUUGGCCACAGCCGGCAUCGUGGCCUUUGUCCAUUGGGCGCAGAGUGCCGAAAAAGCCGCUAUGCACGCCGGAGUCAUUCGAGACAUGGAGCAGCAACGCAUUAAACGAGAGCGUCAAGCAGAUUUCGAUAUGCAGAGGCAGCUUGAGGAAGAGUACAAGAAAGUCCAGACCGUACACGAUGCUACAAACGGAGCGUGA
Molecule: messenger RNA, 237 nt
Organism: Rhinocladiella mackenziei CBS 650.93
Lineage: Eukaryota; Fungi; Ascomycota; Eurotiomycetes; Chaetothyriales; Herpotrichiellaceae
Exons: 2
Coding region: 1-237 (78 amino acids)
Biological process (GO): mitochondrial respiratory chain complex IV assembly
Cellular component (GO): mitochondrion
Source: RefSeq, a predicted model, not a curated record